CGUGAACGCGACUCCAACUCUCUGUCCGCCUGCGGAGAGACGGUUCGAACCGAGAGGAACUUUGGCCUUUUUUUCCCCCUUCUCCUUUUCAUUUAGCGUUACGCCCACAAACACUUGUGUUAGUCGGCUCCCGCCUCCGCCGUGACCCUCCUCUUCCUCCUCCUCCUCCUCCUCCUCCUUCCAGGUCAACAUCACCUGUUAGGCGCGCGCCGCUCUGUCAGAUUUCCCUGGAGGUGGAUUGCAUUUGACUCACGUGAAGAUAAAGAACCCGGCAGGAAAUAUCCACAACCCACGGUAAAAAAUAAAAUAACAGAGAAGAACAGUCGAGGGAACCUUAACGCGACUCUGACGUCAUUGACUUCAAAGUGAAAGCGCUUUAAUAAUAAAGUUCGCCGCGGUUCUCUUUGCCGCGUCGCUUCCGUUUGAUGUCGCCCGGGGUUCCGCUACAAUGUGUUGAACCGGAGGACGGAGAGAGCGGCCGCGUCGCAGAUAUGCCCCAACAUGACGUGGAGAGCACCAGGAGCCCGUGGAAGCAGGGCCUUCGGCCGCCGUGGAUGACCAGAUUGGCCGGGGUUCAGAGCCCCGCCUCCUCGGGGGCGGAGUCUGACACGGAGAGCAGCAGCACGGAGAGUGAGAGGUCCUGCGUUAAGAAGCUGGAGGGGGGCUCGCUGAGGUACCUGCCGUCGCCCUCAAUGCUCCAACGCCGGAUCACUGAGAUUGACCAACAGAAGGAGGAACUAAAGAUCGAAAUGCAGCUGGAGAUCUCCCUGCUGCAGGGGGAGCUGCAGACGGAGCAGAGCCAGCUGCACAGACACACGCAGAAGCUGCAAGCUCUACAGCAGGAGGCCAGACAGAAGGAGAGCCACAGACACACGGACAGACACACGGACAGACACACGGACAGACACACGGACAGACACAAGGAGCGGGAGAGUCUGGAGGAGGAAAGGCGAAGGCUCGAGGGGCUGAAGGGGAGGUGUGAUGAGAAGGAGAAACUGAUCUCCAGCCAGCCAGAGGGCCAGAGAGAGCAGCUAGCGCUGCAGCUGCAGCAGGAAAGAGAGGCGAUGGAAGCGGCAAUGCGAGCCUUCGAAGACUGGGAGUUUCGAGUUCUGGAACAAGAGAGCGGCCUCGACGAGGAGGACGCCAGCACGGCGGACAGAAACAAGGAGGGGGGGGAGAGCGGCGGGGACGUGGAGAAGGAAAUGUCUCGUCAGCAGCACGCGAUCAACACCGCGCAGGAGCGAGUGCAGCAGUUCCAGAGUCAGCUGAAGGAGAUGGAGAGGGAGAAGGAGAGGGAGCUGAACGCCUUGAGGAAGGAGAGGAGAGAUCUCGUCCACACGAAUCAAACUGUUCUCAAAGAGAAGAAGCCACUCGCUGAUUGGUCCAACAUCACUGGCUCGGCCCCCUGCAUGAUGUCACUUUCCCCUCUCACCAUUCACAAGCCUCCUCAGGAACCGUGCAAAGCAUCGGGCAGCCUGCCCAGAAGACGGAGCUCUCAUCGCAGCAGCAGAGCCAGCGACCGGCCGGUGUCAGCGCAUGGGUCGGCGAGGACGCUUCCGGACAGCCAGAGCCCAGAUGUCUUCUCCUCCCCCCCCGCCUCCCACAGGCUCAGCAACGGGCACGCCGUCGCCCACAGACACGUGAACGGCGGCGGCUUCCUGACUCCGUGCAACAGCACGACCGGCUCCCGCGCCGCCAGCCCGUCUCUGAUGGAUCUCGUGGAGAUCGAGAAGAAGCUGAGGGAAGCCAAGGCGGAGAGAGAGCGGCUGCUCAGAGAGAGGGAAGAGCGGCGCUGGUUGCUGUUGGAGGAGAGAAAGCAGAAAGAGCAAAACUCUCCCAUCAAAGAACCAGAGGAGCAGGUGACCCCACAAAGGCUUGAGCUGGAUCCAGAGCCAAAGGAGCAACCGAAGGCCGGUUCUCCCCCAAAGUCCCCGGAGAAAGCCCUCCGGCCGCACGGCCUGCCACUCUUCCUCUCCCCCAACUUCGACCUCCGCGCCCACGUGGAGUCGCUGGGUCACGGGGUGUCCGGCUGCGUGGACCUGCGGCUGACGCCCCGGCGCUGCGCCGGCUUUCUGACCAAGCGCGGGGGGCGGGUUAAGACCUGGAAAAAGAGAUGGUUCCUGUUUGACAUGGACCACAAACGACUCGCCUACUACACAGAUUGCGACGAGAGGAAGCUGAAGGGAGUCAUCUACUUCCAGGCCAUAGAAGAGGUUUACCUCGACCAUCUACGAACGGCCACUUCUUCCCCGCGACCCAGUCUGACGUUCUGCGUGAAGACAUACGACCGUCUUUUCUUUCUGGUGGCCACCAAUCCAAUGGCCAUGCGGAUUUGGAUGGAUGUCGUUGUCACGGCAACAGACGAGCACAGCCGCUACUGACCCAGAGCAAGAGUGACUCAGUGAAAAAGGAAGAAAAAAAAAGACGACGCCACAGAGCGGACAAUACCAGUUAAGCCGGUCCAAGCUGAGAUUGGGCGGGGAGGGGAUUCUGUAACCGCACUGAUGAAUCCUGGGAAACGUGUGAGACGCCGUGGUUCGAGAUGCCGGACAGUUUGGGGAACGGGGGCUUGAUGCCGGACUGGCUGAGUUGCUGCACACUGGGAGUCUGUUACUGGGAAGCGUCACUUUGAGCCCCAUAGCUCUCGCUGCUGGUCACAGGGCUGGUGUAGCACGACACCGCAACGGGGUGACACAAUGGUUGCAACAUUGUUCAAUAUAAUGCAAUCCAAAACCUAACCACCCUUUUUUUGUUAUUUUGUGUUGGAUUGUUUUUAUAUUAUCGGGUGUUUCCACUGAUAUGUCCGUAGAGUGUAUUGAUGUUUUCAUAAAUGACAUUUUUAUGAUUUAAAUUAUUAUAUAGAACUUUAUAUGGGUUUGAUAUGCAAAUAAAUGAAGACAUGCAGUUAUGAAUGCACUAUUAAAUGUUGAUUCAUAAAAGGUUUUGCUCUAAUCACUUUUUUUUAAUGUAAAUAUUUAUUGAGAUGAGAUGAGAUUUUUGUUUUCCAUCUUUCAUGCAUUCAUCAUGGAUUCAUAUAAGAUUACGGUUAAUUAAAUCUACUAGUUAUUGGUUCA
Messenger RNA from Gasterosteus aculeatus aculeatus (three-spined stickleback), 3074 nucleotides. RefSeq names its product pleckstrin homology-like domain, family B, member 3 (gene phldb3). NCBI's taxonomy places the organism in Eukaryota, Metazoa, Chordata, Actinopteri, Perciformes, Gasterosteidae. The record is from RefSeq and is a predicted model, not a curated record.